Syngnathoides biaculeatus (alligator pipefish) is the source of this 2094-nucleotide messenger RNA. It is a transcript of the gene ccdc126, whose product is annotated as coiled-coil domain containing 126. The coding region runs from base 618 to 1094 and encodes 158 amino acids. The record is from RefSeq and is a predicted model, not a curated record. The transcript is spliced from 3 exons. NCBI's taxonomy places the organism in Eukaryota, Metazoa, Chordata, Actinopteri, Syngnathiformes, Syngnathidae.
AAAGUGAACCUUCAAGGGAUCCAUGACGGUCAGCCCAGUUGCAUCUUCAUUCUAUUCUGGUUGUGCUGCCCUGCUGACUGGUUAUCGCAGCUCAGAAGAACACAAAUACUUGUACGACUGACGAGCUUUUACUCUAAAAAAAUAUAUAUUUUUUUUUCGAUUUUUUUUUUUUUAACCACCUGGCGACAGCAACAUUUCUUUCACGGCAUUUUUAACAGCCACCAUUCUGCGUUUGGAGCCCUCGUAGGUGGUUUGGCUGCAUCAUGGCUGUCAUAGCUCCAACUUCCAGAUAACCUCACAUCCAGGAACGCUGAGGUAAAUUCGCAUCCAGGUCGUCAACAAUGAGUGCUGACUUCCUACGUGAGGCCUGAUCAUGCUCAGGUAGCCUAUCAACCGCCAGUGUCUGAGGGUCACCUGACCUUGGAGAAUAGAAGCGGAGAGCAUUUUUCUCUUUUAUUGCACCGCUUCAUACCGCAACGUUGUGACCGCCGACUUUUCUCUGUGGACGUCAACACUAUCACAAUGAGUCGAUAUUACUGAGACUUUUCACAUCCACCAGCAGCAAUUCUCUGCCAGCGCUGUCCCAUUUUCUUGCUCCCUCCACCAUCCUCGGUACCAUGCUGGGCUCCGUCCUGAAACGCAACAUGUCCCAGAAGCUGAGUGUGCUGCUUUUAGUCUUUGGCCUGGCGUGGGGACUCAUGCUGCUGCGCUAUACCGUGCAGCAACCUCGCCACCAAAGCAGCGCUGAGCUGCGCAAGCAGAUCCUGGAGCUCAGUCGGCGGUACGUCAAGGUCCUGACUGAGGAGAACCAGAACGCACCCGGUGGGCCGCAGGGGGCCACCAUGGCGGGUUACGCGGAUCUCAAGAGGACAAUAGCUGUGCUGCUGGAUGACAUCCUGGACAGACUGGUCAAACUCGAGGGGAGACUGGAGUUGGCCGCCAAUGUUUCGGUCACCAACACCUCGCACGGGAGCAUCGUCGCUUCCACUCCCGCUGCCUCGCAGAGAGCCGCCAAGCAGGAAAGACCUGGCGGCCAUCGCGGGAUGUCACACUUCAACCUGCAAACCCCCAACAAGGCGCAGCCACAUUUAUGAGCGUUGUUUUGCUAGCUGUAUUAACUGUUCUCUUAGCACAUCCCACUUUUCCUGAAUUUAUCCCAGGACGUCCGCAGACUUGAAGGAACUGACGCUUCUCGGGAAGCUAGCUCAAAAGGAAGGAGACCUUUUUGCCUUUUCACUUUUUUGCCAUUGUAUUUAUUUGAUUUGAUCAAGGUUGCAGAGUGUUUUUAUAUUUCAAUUUUGCAGUUUUAUAUAAUGGCAUAUUUGAGUCCUAAGACUAUUAGUGGCUGCAAACAAUGUAUCAAUCUUUAUAGCGCUGCAGUACAACGCAGUUAGGGUUACAAUACGCACAUACAAUUUAUUAAUAUUACAACAACCUGCUGAACUAAACGGACUCCUCACAAUAUGAAUUCCUGUGUUUGGGGCGUGAGCUCGCUAGAUACAAAACAAUAUUUAAAAUCCGUCUCUUAGCUAACAUGACGUGAUGUGUAUAAAUAAUUCCAAAGAAUGUUCGGCUUCAGCGCAAGGCUGGCGACACGUCUGCUGAAUCCUACUCGCCACUGAACUCGCGUUCGUCACCGUUGUCUCAGCUGAAAACGGACGGUUUUGUUCGCUUCCUUUCACUUGCCUUGGGUGUUAUUUCACUCUCAACGUAGAAUGGAAUGAAUGUACGGCAAGGUCAGGAUCUUCGGAGCUGCGAAGACGGCCGACCAUCUGCUAAUACGCGUUCAGGGUUCAUGUUGCACUGUGACUGGGGAUUUUCUAAAUAUAAUGGGCUAAUCUACUUUUGGUAGUGCUGUUUUAAUUGUACGUUGGAGGUGGUUGAUUGUUACAUGCUGGAAUAGUAUUACUGCUUAGUAAAAUACUGUAACUCUUGCUGAAAAAUAUUUCAGAUCCUCAUCAUCAUGAUGCCAGUUAACCAUACCUGACUUCAACCAACAAAUAUGGGCAAUAGCUGUGAUGUCGCAUUUAUAUCACAUGUCACCACUGUAACUAGUUAAAAGUCCACCAGACUCAAUAAACUGUGGUUCAAAUA